CCUCACAAUUCUCAUGUCAAAUCGAUAUCAGCUCGGGAGGAGCGCGCACGGGGAGCGCAACUAUCAUUCUACCAUCACCAUCACUCUCGCAUCUCCAGCCGCUAGCGGACCCGUCUUACGGGCAUUGGCGGGGGACCAUUGCCAAUAACACAAUUAACUUGUGUGGAACGUUUAGAAAACAUGAGUCUGUGUUCUCGUGUUUGGAUUUAUUCACUUUUGGUGACUUUUUUUAUGCCAUGAAUGAGUAACCUUCCCAUGUCUAUGUCACUGUCCUCUUUUGGUUCCAUCUAUUAUGGGACGCAGUAUAAUAACUAGAGGGUGGAUCCAGUCGAUAAGCAAACUCAGACAGCUCACCCGGCUCCGGUGCGGUGGCACCCCGGCUUUAGCCCACCCCGCUGCCAGAGAGUGGCCGGCUCCGCUAGGUGGACAGGGAGCUCGAAGGAUUGCCUUGUAGUCGGAAACCGGAUUCAGUGGAGUGAAGAAAAAGCAACACACAGCAAGCGUGCUAUCCCUGAUUCCUAAACAAUUUGAUUAUGCCAUCGGUUUUAUAGAUUUAGGGGCCGGCGCUGUGUGAGAGGAGGAAGAGGAGGUGCAGGGGGAAGAGGAAGAGAAGGAGGACGUGUGUGCAGUCAUGACAUUGACCCUCAUCCCAUAGAGCAUCCUGCUCACAUCAAGACUGACCAGAAAGGAGAAGGACAGACAGGACAAGAAGGAUGAAGCUGUGGGGGAGGUCAGCUUGGCCUUUGCAGGUGGCCCUCCUUGUUGCCGUGGUGAUGUUCUGUGGUCGCCAGGUGUCUGCUGGCAGCCGUAACCAUCGGGGACAAACAGCCUCCUACCAGGUGAAGCAGGGGACCUGUGAGGUGGUGGCCAUCCACCGCUGUUGUAAUAAGAACAAGAUUGAGGAGCGCUCUCAGACCGUCAAGUGCUCCUGUUUCCCAGGCCAGGUCGCUGGCACAACCAGAGCCAGGCCCUCCUGUGUGGAAGCCUCCAUCGUGAUUCAGAAGUGGUGGUGUCAGAUGAACCCCUGCAUGGAGGGAGAGGAAUGUAAGGUGCUCCCUGACCUCACCGGCUGGUCCUGCAACACUGGAAACAAAGUCAAAACCACCAAGGUCACACGAUAGCAAGAGAAUCACUGAGCAGCGACAUCACCAAGUCUCUCUACUGUUAACUCCAUAUGUAAAGAAAGGACGGCACUCAUAGCUGAGACACUUAGACUGCCAACUGACGGAAGACUUUCAGUCAUCCCAUAAUACCAAGCUGUGACAAAAACUAAAGAACAUAUAAAAAAACACUCUCUAAUGGACCGAGACACCAAGGUGCAGUGUCAAAUGUAAUGCCCAAAACUGCUAUGGACUAUAGACUUCAUAGAAACAAAGGGUGUAUACUUUUAUGGUCGAUAAAGACUACGUCUGAAUACUUUUGAGGAGCCUGCAUCUGAAGACAUUCGCCUGUUAAUAGACAAAUAGGGAGAUCCAAAGAGGUGGUUUUGACCAGUGGCUGAGGAGGAAGUGUAAUCGAUGGCUGUUUUGACGAAGCAUUUGUGGAUGUGUUGGCACCAGAGCUGCAGACAGUGUCAGUGUAUGUUUCUACGGCUCUUGGACUGGAUCCUGGACCACUCUGAUUAUAGAGUGGAGUGUCGCUGCUCUAUCAGGAGGACUUUCUAUUCAUGAGCACGGAGGGGGAAGAAUUCAUCACUCGUGAAUCGCAAAUUAUUGUCAAAUUACUCUUGUGGGUCAACUCAUUACCAUGGAGAUGUUUCAAUUAAUUUAACAGUUCUAAUUAGGGUUGCUAAGAAGGAUCAUAACAACAUAUAAAAAAUAAAUGUAAGAUCUUUACACUAGUAGAAGACUGUUUUUGGAAUGUUUUGUUUUUCUAAAUAUUUCUCGUCUUUUGCUGGUGACGUCACAUUAAAUGAAAGAGAGGAAGAUAUUUUUUAAGAGUUUUGCCUCUGAUGCUGUAGAGAUGACACAGCCCUUCUCUCUGGUAUAGUUGCAGGUUAUUACAAGUUAAUCCAUGGCUCAGACUAAAGGGAUAGUUCCCUUUGAACAUAUUUAACUAUAUACUUCGAUUCUUUGAUAACGAGCAAGUAAUCUGGACAUAAUUUGGUCGGUCACUGACGCUCUAGAUCUACAGGUUACUUUCUAGUUUUCCAUAAAAUAAGGUAAAUGUGUCAUUUGUGGGAACUAAUCCUUUAAAGAGUCUUAAAUACUGCUUGUCACUAACUGUGCACUGUCCAGAAAGCUGAAAGUCGAUAACUGUGACAUCUCUUAUGUAAACUGUAAAAUAGAGCGCCCAUAAACCAUUAAAACAUG
Salmo salar (Atlantic salmon) is the source of this 2312-nucleotide messenger RNA. Its product is annotated as chemokine-like protein TAFA-4. Gene Ontology annotation, molecular function: receptor ligand activity. The record is from RefSeq and is a predicted model, not a curated record. NCBI's taxonomy places the organism in Eukaryota, Metazoa, Chordata, Actinopteri, Salmoniformes, Salmonidae.